GGGGUGGAUCGAUCGCGGGGGGUGCGAGAGCGACUCGGCCGUCCGCUCACCACGUUUUCCAUUCGCAGCGAACGAGCGAGCACCCUGGCCCGGAAGAGCGGACGAGCAUGGCGCACCUGAGCCAGUGAUGCGCCUUCGACACCCCCGAGCCGCCCCCGAUGGAGCUCAACGGCACUUUGACACCUGAUGCAGCGGGCAACGGCAGCGACUGGAGGGCGGGUUGCCUGCCCUCAGGGUGCCACCCCACCUGGCAGCUGCUGCACGCGCACCUUGGCUGGAUGCUGCUGCUGCACGUCUAUGGAUUCGGCUUCUGCUUCUUCGUCCUCUCAUUCUACGCUUUCUUCUCCAUCCUCAACCUCAGAAUUCUUGCAAAUCCGACAUUUCUGGAGGAGUUCGGGUCGCUGAUCUCGUCGCGACCUUUCAUGGCGACCAUCAACGUGUUCAUCUGCCUGCUCGGCGCCUCCAGGGCAGUCUGCCUCUUCAUAGACCCUUACAGCUUGGCACACUCUUUGCCCAAAGCAAUCGGCUCAAUUUUAUGGGAUAUUGGAUUUCCGUGCGUAACAUCCGGUUUCUGUCUAAUCCAACUUGCUUUCCUGCAGCUCACUCAGUUGAAAUUCGGGCCCGAGAAGCUGAGGAAGAAGGCGUGCCUGUCUUGCAUCAUCACAGGCCACUACAGUGUCAUCAUCGGGGCAGACAUCGCUGUCGCCUUCAACGAACCCUUUCUGGGUGCCAAAUAUUUUCUGCAAGCUUUGUACGUGAUCUGGAGCAUUUACCUUUGCUCUUCCUUCCUCUUCAUCGGACACCGAGUGAAAAAACUGGUUCAGUCUGUGCCAAGCGGUCUUUUGGCCUGCGGUCCUCUUGAUGCCAACCACAAAGGAAUCAUGCAGCUGGCGAUGUUAGCGCCGUACAAUAACCUGGCCACCUCCGUGGCGGCAGCCCUAGUUCCGACCCUGCUGGCGCCUCGCAUCCGCAUCUCAGACGAGCAGGAGAUGACGUCGCCGAAGAGCGGCAAAAGCAGGCAAACGUCUACCUCCACGUGCUCUGUACCAACCAACUCGUCCGAGGUGAGCACUCGGCCCGGUUGCAGCUGGAUGGGCAGUGAGGCCGGCAGCUCGACGUGGCAUAAGGAGGCGCCCUGCGAGGAGGUUGCGCAGCAGCACGAGUCUCUGCUGGGACAGACGCCUGCGUCCCCCAAACCCGCCGACUACACGCUGCACACGGUGCUCAGACACAUCGCGCUCGUCUCGCACUCAACCGCGGCCAACGAUGCUGGCAAGACCAGAAAACUGCAGGUCGAACGGGUUCUGAAGGUGACGACCGCGACGGCGCUGAUGGGCCUGGUGCUUUGCGUGUCCGAGUUCUUCCGGGUGCUAGCAAGCGCGUGGCACCUGCUGGUCGAGCAGCCGACCACGGUGACGAGCGUGGCGUCCCUGCUGGCGCCGCUCGAGCCGCCGUCCAUCUGGCUGUGGUUCACCUUCCACUCGGCGUGCCGUGGCAUCGAGCUGCUGAUGGCUUGCGCCAUGGCCAGCGUCACAAAGCAGCCGGUCGUGCGGCCGCCUCAGCCCUUUUCACCAAUGGCCACCUUCCGCAGCGCCAGACCCUCGCUCUACAUGUGAGAGGCCUGGCGCGUAAUACGCUUGCAAGUUCUUUCGAUGUGAAUUUGGAGGAUUUAUUUUUAGUGACGGCCCAAGUUUUUGUUCAAAUAUUGAAUUGCAGUUCUGGAGUUGACAAAUCUCACUUUUGAAUAUUUUAAAAGUAUUUAAAAAUAUAUAUUUCUCACUUAAUGGUUUGUAUUAAAAUUGUUGAGCCAUUGCUAGAAUUUUAAAUUGGGUUUUGGGAGUUGUAAGAUGAUCGACUGUAUUGGAGUUGGAGGAAUCUUUUUCUGAUUUACGAUUUGACACCAGAAAAGCCACCAUUAAAGAAUCCGUCAGUGAAUUCACCUGAAAUAGAUCCUAAAGCCCUCUUGUGAAUGCAAACUCUGAACAUGUGUGCAUUAAAAUUUGGAAAAAUUCAUAAAAAUUGGUUUCAAAUCCGCUGGAAAAACGUCUUUAUUGUAUUUUUUAUCCGUGUGUUUUUUUAAAUCAUAAUUUUUGUCAAAAAAGUAAUGGUGAAAAUUAAAAUCCAAGGAAACUUCAUAGCAGUAAAUUAACAGGCAGAUCAGUCAUGUAAACGAAUUUGCAAGAAUUUACUAUGAUCAAAUUUAACAAAAACUUUAUUUCAAUUUCACGGCUUGAAUAAAUUCCAUUUGAUAUCAAUGGCCUGCAAUUUGGAAAAUAUAUCAUCAGGAAAGGUCAACCAUUCUAAUUUUCAAGAGGUGUUGAGUAUUUCGUUUGUUUAAUCCAACUGAAUAUACUAUCAAUUUUUGUAUGCUUGUUUUUGGGGCAAGCACGUCUGCUCAAAUAUCUGCUUCAGGCCAAAAUAUACUCAAGAACGUAUAUUAUAAUGUCUAAAACUAUUUCAGUCAUGUUUAGUUUUUAGUUGAGCGCACUGAAUGUGACGAGAUCGAGUUUCCAUUUAUUUUAAUUUAUACUCAAUAGACUUUUCCGUCCUCAUUAACACAUUUGAUGCUUUCGUGACGCAAUCAAAUAGUCACUGUACUCGACACAACAGUAGACUUUUGAGUAUAUCAGUCUUUCGGAGGAUUUUCAAAAAAUCUGCUUUCUUUUUUUUAAAAUCAUUAGGUUUUGAGACAAAGGAGAGUUAUCUGUACGCGUACAAGAUAGGAAACGUAUAUACCUAUAAUCUACAUUGUAUCACCGUUAUACCCAAAACAUUUUAACUGUCUUGAUAAUCACCGGAAAAUCAGAUGUGUGUUGCAUGUUAAAUUAUAACGAAUUUCAACUAAAUGUGAUGGAGCGACAAAUUCUUAAAAGUUAAUCAACAACUCGGAUAUAUGGAGUGUAUUUUUUUAAAAAGGAAAAAGCUGACAUAGCCACCAAUUUUAACACAUAUUUUCCCCUUCAGUUAUCACCGAAUUAUGAAGAUUGUGUUACAAAAAGACCUAAUCUAGUUAGGGUAUGAAUAGGUGAGCGAGAUAUUUACCAGAAAAAAAAACUAAUUUUCGGAUUUUUGUGACAACGGCCUAAGCCAAGAACACCCUCUUGAGUUAAUUUCUGAGCUGUUGUGAGAACAUCAUCGUUGAAAUAAUGUGGUUGUGCUGUUCAUUGUUCAAGUUUUACCAAAUAAUGGGUCUACAUCCUAUAUUAUUAUGUACAGAUUCUCGUUUGUAUUAUGAAUGGAAGAAUCGUCAAUCUGGCAUAAGCCAUAUAUAUUUAUCAAUAAAAGCUGGAUUUUAA
This is a messenger RNA of Cloeon dipterum, 3296 nucleotides long. RefSeq lists its product as uncharacterized. The record is from RefSeq and is a predicted model, not a curated record. The transcript has 10 exons. Bases 159 to 1616 code for a protein of 485 amino acids. Lineage: Eukaryota; Metazoa; Arthropoda; Insecta; Ephemeroptera; Baetidae.